This is a messenger RNA of Symbiodinium pilosum, 1515 nucleotides long. NCBI's taxonomy places the organism in Eukaryota, Dinophyceae, Suessiales, Symbiodiniaceae. The record is from the annotation of a GenBank genome assembly.
AUGCUUCUGCUUCCUGCCCGACAAGAAUCGCAGGUUGGACCCCAGCAGACUCUUUUUUCGGCAGCGCAGGCGAGUGGCAACGCAGCGGUGACAGAGCUUGUGGAAGAGGCUGCUACGGAUCUUCUCUUCAAAGAGAUAUCCAAACUGCCUCUGCCAGACGAAGACAUCGAGGUUGGCAUCGUGCAGCAGUGCCUGCUUGCAGGAGCCAAUCCCACUCGUCCGGGUGGAGAAGCCGGCUAUGUUCCCCUUCAGCAUCUUUGCGUUCAAAUCAUGCCGUUCGCAAAUCCGAAGGUGACUAAUCGGAUAGAGCAGGCUGCUUCCCAGUUGACAGAGGCUGCCCCAGUUGUCCUCAUGAUGGCUUUUACAACGCCUUCGCAGCGGGCGACGGAGAGGGUUGGAAAAACAACUCCUUCGCAAGAAAGUGCUCUGCCACUUGAAGCAGCGGCAAGCAACAAAAGUCUUGGCCGAGUGAUCGUGCCGGUCCUCAGCUUUGCUAUGGCUCGGCUGUUGCUGCAGCGUCCGGCCCUGGCCGCAGCGCCGCUGUUAAGAAGGGCGGUGGAGCGUGCUCAUGAGCAGUUCCCAGACGUUUCCUUUGUUGCCCGAUUAGUCGAAAUCGUUCGUGCUACCGCACCGUGCUUGGAUGGUGCAAGCCAGAAAGGGAAGCACCCAAUCUGGGAGCCCCACUGUGCAUACGAGAGCUGGAGAUUCCGCGAGCGUAGGCUGAAAGUUCUCCGCCCACUGCUUGAACAAUGUGACCUCGCCCAGGCCGACUGUGAGCGAGAGGAAGCGGUUGCCAGACUGACCGAACUGGAAGCUGUGCUAGAAAGAAGACGGCGACAGCAUGCCAAAGAGAUUGCCCAGCUACAGGUGGCACUGCAAAAGGCUCAGCGUGCCGCUGAGGAGGCCAGUGCCCAAGCGCAAGCAGCGCAAGUUGCACUUCAAACCCAGCGCUUCUCCCGCGAAGUCCGUGCGGAGAUGCAAGCUAGCACUGAUGGCAAGACCGACGCCAGAGUUGGACAAAGCUUGCCCAAGUCUGCAUCAUCAUCAGGAUCGCCUGCGGAGCUGUUACGAAACAUUCGACAGCAACGCGGCUUGGACAUUGACUACACUUCUGUUCCCGCAGAGGUGCUGCAGAGCGCAAGCGCCAUGCAGCGCAGCAUCGGCGCAGCUGUUGAGCGGCUGGCAAUCGAUCUCUAUGCUUCCAAGGGACAUUUCCUGUUGGAGCUCAUCCAGAAUGCCGACGACAACCGUUACGAUGAGCAAGGUGCUGAACCGUCCAUGACGUUACACUUGGGUUCUGCCGAGGAAGUUGCUGCUUUUGCUUGCUUGGAUAUCGUCACGCGUGCAGCUAGUACUCACAGCGAUGGGCCAGAGGGUUGCACUGGCAUUAUUUGUUCUAACUGGAGCAAAAUAAUCAUGGAUGUGCUGAACUUUGAACCGAUGUCAGUCAAUGCACCUGCCUGUGCAUUUGUGUCUGGAGCUUGGCUUGCCUCCUGCGGUGCUCACAGCGUGUAG